AUAUGGUUCUACCGAAAUGUGGGUCUUUUCUGAAGUACAUGGCCUUAUAAGCCACAAGACGCACAAGACUGUGCUGCUGACAGUUACUGUUAUGAGAACCUCAGAUGCAACGUAAGCUUUGUUGUCACUGUUGCACGUUAACACGUCAGACUUCACAAAGCUGGCUCAAAAUAGACGGAAAUGCCGCUAAUUCUACGCUGCGUUCCUGUGGUGGACGAUUUCUCAUGUUGCUGCUGCUGCAGAAUAUCCCUGAAGACGAGUACGAAGCUGAUAGGAUGGAUUGUCUUGAUUAUAAGCGUAUGUCGUUCCAUAAGACACGCUGCACAUUUGCCACAAUUUCGAGAAAUCGAAUUCCGAACUCCAACGAGAGUUUCAGAAAGCACGGAAUUCCUCAUCUUUGAACUAGGGGCAUACAUGACAAUGGCGCUACUGAGCGUGCUGUUGCUGCUUGGAGUUCAUUGCGAGAUCCCAGUUCUGAUGCUCCCAUACUUGCUCAUGCAGUUACUGUUGGUCACUUUGCUAGCAGUACUACACACAAUGCUCGCCCUCGUCUCGACUGGUAGCUCCAUGGGUUACGGAUUCCUGGUGGUCACGAUUUGUGCUGCCUUCAUAGGGAUGACGUCAUACCUGUGGGUGACACAGUACAACUGCUACCGGCAGUCCAUCGAGAAGCGCCGUUGCACUUGUGGAAAAGCAUCAGAAGCUAUGAGGAAGUGCGCAGACAGCGGAAUGUACCACACAGAGGAGAAGCAAGACGAUUAUUCGGCCCUGGGUGCUGUAUUCACGAUGUACGCAUUGACUAUGCUCAACAACGAGAAUAACCAAACGCAGGGUUGAGGCUUGUUCUGAGUAGUUAUUAGGCGAGGAAACCUAUCUGGAAAUUUAUCAUGGGGUUCCAUAAAAGGCCGGGAAUUUCUCGAAUAAUUGAGCGACUAUUAGCGUUUCAAGAUGGACUCUUCUUCAUCGAUUUACUACAGAGUGAUUCUACGUAUAUUAUUGUCGGCGUUUCCGUGGCCUAUAAGUUUGAACUUUUACAUGCCAAGAAAGGAGCGCAUGUCAAAAUUAUUCAGCACUCUGGAGAGCAUAUUCUAUAAGAAAUCAAAACUUUUUAGUUACACAUUCAUAUUUCCUCGAUAGUUUUACUUUGUUUUUUCUGAUUUGAAAAUUAUUGGCCAUGGAAAGUACGACAAUAAUUUAGAAUCACCCUGUAUAUCUGAAAUAUUUCGCUGAUCUCUGCUCCUUCUUAGUAUCAUCAAAGGGAAUUUUAGAUUAUUCGAGUGAGAGGCUAUAGUUUAAGUAUUAGACCUACAGCCAGAGGACCUGUGUCAACCUAAGAUGCGCCUUUUGUACAGUAAGAGUAACGGAGAGUACGAGAGUGAAUCAAUAAUUAAAAACUCGUUAAUACGUACAUCAUCAUCAUCGUUAGCUGCAGGAGUUAAUCUCAGUUUUCUGCUCCGUCCCCACUAAAUUCUUUCUCUGAAGAUUUUUUGCCCUUCGAAGAUUCUGUUUCCUUCAUAAAACCAAAACUCUAAACUCCUUUUGGGAUAUAGUUUUCAUCUAUCCCGCUAACAAGCUCCGAACAUUUAUUUCCGCAAUCCGAAAAUUAUAUCUGUGACACGACUGAACUCUGGCGUCGGCCCUAAUAACUUCAUCCUGUCCAUCAUUUCGGAAUGUAGGCCUGGGUUCUACUCUCGAUAUCUGAAAAUUCUCUUCGAGUACUGCUGCUGUUAUUUCUCGAGGAUCAUAUUAUAAGUCUAAUUAUUUAAUUCUAUUUCGUAACUUGUUGUCAAGAUUUCUGGCGCCAUAGUUUCCGUACACAGUGUCACUCAAAUUCCAUCAGCUUUUUUAAGCUGGUCCAUAAUUUUUAUAAACCAAGAUGCAUUGAAGUUAUUCGAAACUUCCUCACGGUAGGAAUGAUAUGCUUUUGGCUUUCCAUGGACUCUUCCAAAGUUCCAAAGCGACUGAAUUAUGUGGAAGAUAAUUCUGAACUCUAAGAAUGGUGCUGAAGCACAUGGCUGCCCACAUUUUGGACAGCUCAUAUUCUUACAGGAGACAGCUCUUAGUGGCGCUGCCUUCGCCAGUAGCAGCAAUGUGCUACCCAUCUGCUGUGUUAUCAGGCCUCAACAGAAAUGCAUUACACUUUGGGAUUUGACGCUAUUAUUAUCCUUGACCACUGCCGACAGAUGCCGACGGAAACAACCUCGUCUGUUAGUGACCUCAUGACAAAUAUACUGAAUAUUUGCUGCUUCCAUUAUCAGUAUUAAUACGAAUGGAACAACAAUAUAAUUUUUACUCCUGGCACCAGAAGUCCUAUUCACGAAGGGUCCAGUGAGCUAAGUCGUUUGAUCCCAAAGGCAAAGUUACAAAAUAAUUCACUCCUGGAAUUUCUUCACGUUCAAGAUGUUUCCGAUUAUAUAAGAUUGUUAAGCCUAUGAAGCAUUUUUCUCGUUAUGUCUACACAGUUGCGAGCAUCAUUGAGAAUUGUCAUAUUCUUUAAAUGGCAAUAUGAAGACCUGUGGAUCUACCAAAGAGGCCACAGAACUUGUGGGUUUGCUCCGUCACCUUGUCUUCACCCAUACUGAGUCGACGUUUUAUAAUAUAUUUACACUGUAUCCUGUAGAAGGAUUGUGAUUUUUAGCAGUAUUUGUGAAUUUGUAUUCAGGAAGGGACAAACUGAAUCAUUUAAAACAAAAGACUUCUAUUUUAUCUAUGAAAAGUAUUGAAAUCUUGUGAAAAGUACAGGCUCAAAAUUCACACCAAUUAGAAUUAUACUAUCUAGAUCAACUGUUCAGUGCAGUUUUCUGAAGUUAUAUCAUGAAAGUUGAAAACAGUCUGAAUCUCGACAAAUGAAAAGCUGCACAGAUAUGAACAAGUGAAUUGUGUAAUUAUUAAUCUAUACUUGUUGCUAGAUUCGCCAUGCAUAUUGAAAUAUUUAAGUAAAGUAGGUGUUAGUAAUCAUUAUGUUAGAAUGUUUAGAUCACUCUGGUAUUUGUGGUAGACCAACUGGUGCGAUCUUAUGACUUGCUAUUUCUGGUAAUGAAAAUUAACAGGAAAUACGUAUGACAGGACAUAACUAAAAUAUUAGAACAGAGCAUUCUUUGGGAUUAAGUAAACUAAAAUUUGUGGUUUUUAUUUAUUUUAAUAUAUAUUUUUUUAAUUUUUUAAACUUCUCAUAGAGAGUACUGAACGGUUCUUAAGUAUAUAUAUAUAUAUUGCAUCUGCUUCAUUUGUGGACCUUUUCUCCUGUUUCGACUGAAAAAUGAAUGGUAUUCCGAAGGUAAGAGAAUAGUUACUAAUGAAACUUCAAUAACGUAUAGAGAUACUUUAUUAGUUGAACCUGUUCUAAUUGAGACUUGUGACGCAGGGGCCGGUAGUGAAUAACACAUGGGUCCACGUAAUCAUGGACAAACUUGUCAAUAACAGAAUUUUAAAAGCAUAUAGCACAUUGAUAGCCAAGAACGAUUAUGAUACAAGAAAUGAAAUGUUAGUCUUUGUGUUUGUGUCUUGAGUGAAUGUUAAACUGUGUUGAACCUUACGCCUACUUCCAGACCUAAGACAACUUAAUUGUUACAUAUCAUGGUUAACAUGAAGCAGGCUGUUUCUGGACGUCUAAGAGUAACCUACAGUAGCAUAAAGGCCAGUGCUCUUGUCACCAUAGCAACAACAGCGGGAUAUACAACACGUCACGAAAGCAAAACGCAAUAAAACAACAUGGAAGGAAACUACAUUUGCCCGGUUUGUAAUGUCAUUCAGUUUGGCAGAAGUCCACCUCCUUUUCGCAGGAACAUGUCGCCUCUAUCAGAAAGAGUAAGUCAGAGAUGAAACCAGCAAAAUAAUGGGUCUCUUUCUCAACUUAAUCCUUAGGCCUAAAGAAGGAGAUAAGUGUUCCUCCGAAAAGUCGUUGGACACUUAUCACAAGGGGUUUCAACCUGGAAGAUCGAAGUCUUCUUAACCAGGGCUGUGUGUGGGAACGUAAAACUCAAACAUAGAAGAACCUCAUUGUCUGACUUCAUCUAUAAUUCUGAAUGAGCCAAACCUUCAAAAUACAUGGCGUUCAUUUGUAAUGUCUGGGUUACUGCGUGUGUGUGUGCGCGCGAAACAAGUAUUACUAGUGUUACGUAUAAUAUCUCUUCGUAGAUUAUAAUACAACGCUGUGAACAGUUACACUGUGUAAGAUGGAAUUAUAGGUUAAUAGAUGAAUAAAUAAUUGUGAAUGAUUUGUAAGAAAGUGACGGUGGCCUGAUCGAAGUAGUACCCUGAAAAGACUGAGGAAAGUAAUGAAAACCCCUCAGUCAUGAUAACGUCCCGGCCGGAAUUCGAAAUCGUCUCCUCCCGAAAGCGAUCGUAUAACUUUACUGCCCCUAUAUGUAUAGUGAGUAAUCAUCUGUUCAAUUAUUGCACUCAUGAGAGGGAAAGUAACAAGAGACUGGAAAAGAAUACAGAAUAAUAAACUUCAGUCUUAAUAGAGUGGUAAAAUCAUGUUAUGCUUGGGAGAGAGUAAACAUUAUUUCAGAAAUUUAAUCGAAAAAGCUGACGGGUCUCUAAUAUUCGGAAAAACUGGUCGUAGAUAGAAAGAUAAUAUAAAAAUGGUUCUUAAAAGGAAAAGAGUGGAUUGGAUUCACCUGGCUCUGGAUAAGGGGUAGUUGUGGGCUCUGAUAAACAUGACAAUAGAACUUAGGCUUUCAUAAAAGAUUAAUUUCUUGAUUAUCUGAGAGACUGAGUUUGUCAAGGAGGAUUCUACAACAUGAAGUUAGGAGAACGAAAUUUGGAGACCUGUUCUGUAGAUUAAUGACGCAAGUCAAGGCGGGCCCUCACGGAUUUCACUUCACUUUUUGAACACAGAGGCCCUACUGAUGCUGUAUCACUACACACGAUAUUACUGAACGCACAAGACAAACGAAUGGGUGUCCAAUAUUUUUGGAAUAGAUCGCGAUUUUAAAUUUUCCAUUUCAGCAUUUUGUAAAGAUUGGUUUAUAGUUCUUGUGUUUAUAAAAUUAGAGCGCUCUUCAUAUUAGGAAUUUAAGUGGGCCUCUGCACUUCCUAAUGGCAACUAAAUCUGUUGAACUUUAUUCACUAAAACUACAAUGUAUCCAGUCAGCUACAUGUGCCGUUCGACUGUCACAAGUUGAGUAUAAACAAAUAAUUUCUCCACACGCAAUGACAUUUAUUUUUCAAUGUUCUGUCGAUGUAAAUUUCAUGAAAAUAA
Messenger RNA from Cryptotermes secundus, 5206 nucleotides. RefSeq lists its product as uncharacterized. The coding region runs from base 181 to 837 and encodes 218 amino acids. NCBI's taxonomy places the organism in Eukaryota, Metazoa, Arthropoda, Insecta, Blattodea, Kalotermitidae. The transcript has 6 exons. The record is from RefSeq and is a predicted model, not a curated record.